This is a messenger RNA of Strongyloides ratti, 867 nucleotides long. Its product is annotated as Syntaxin-4. Gene Ontology annotation, molecular function: SNAP receptor activity; SNARE binding. Bases 1 to 867 code for a protein of 288 amino acids. Gene Ontology annotation, cellular component: plasma membrane; SNARE complex; endomembrane system. Gene Ontology annotation, biological process: vesicle fusion; exocytosis; intracellular protein transport. The record is from RefSeq and is a predicted model, not a curated record. The transcript has 2 exons. NCBI's taxonomy places the organism in Eukaryota, Metazoa, Nematoda, Chromadorea, Rhabditida, Strongyloididae.
AUGACUGUUAAAGAUAGAAGUAUAGAAUUUUAUGAUUUAAAAAUAUUAAAUAAUCAACGUGGAAGUGUAAUUAUUAUGGAUGAAGAAAAUGGUUUAAAAUUAUUUUUUGAUGUUGUUGAAAAUAUAAGAAAAAAAAUUAAAGAACUUGAUGAAAUUAUAGAUAAUUUAGAUAUGGCUAAAAAAGAUAUGAUUUGUGAGACUUAUUCUAAUAUGGAAAUAUAUGAAAAUGUAACAAAUUUAAUUAAAAACUUUGAUAUAAAUGUUCAAAUAAUAAGAAAAGAAUUAAAAAAUAUGGAAGAACAAAUAAAGUAUGAUGAAAAUUAUCCUAAUGGUGUUCUUCCAACAUUUCAAAAAAUUAGAAAAAUUCAUCUUAAUCAUUUAAUUUUACGUUUUAAAGAAAUAGUAAUUAGAUAUAACCAAUCACAGGAAGAAUAUAAAAAUUGUUGUAAAGAAAGAAUAUCACGAAGACUUUUAUUAGAGGGAUAUUAUUUAAAUGAGGAACAAUUAGAUGAAAUAGUUGAAAAUGGAAUGUUUAACAUUUCAACAAAUAAUAUAAAUGUUGGUUUUCAAUUAAUUGAAGAUGUCAAAAGUCGUCAUAAAGAAAUAUUAAAACUUGAAAAAAGUGUUCUUAAAUUAUUUACUCUUUUUCAAGAUAUUUUAUUUAUUGUUGAUUCACAAAAUGAGGUUAUUGAUAGAAUUGAAGAAAAUAUUGAAUAUGCAGAAGCUAAAGUAUUUCAAGCUAGAAAAUAUGCCAUUUUAGCAUCAAGACAAAAGAAACGCCUACUAAAAGCGCAAUUGUUUUGCGGUUUACUAUGUAUUUUUUUAAUUAUAAUUACGGCUUUACUUUUAUAUUCAUAUUUAAAAUAA